UGCAAUGUGCAAAUGGCGGGAAAGGGGAAAUUCUAGCUAAUUUAAACAGAAUUAAGAACAAAUCGAUUAAGACUUGAAUUAAUUAAUUUUUGCUUGUAAUUAUUGUGCGGCGGCUGUGGGGGCAAACGGAACGAAGCGAUUCGAUAACAUGGCGGCCAUGACGUCACGCCCAGCCACGGCGAAGCUGGGAGAAGACAACAACAAAAAGCACUUUGAACCGGCAAGAACUGCUAAAGGCGAAAUAUUUUGGCAUUAUUAUUAAAAAUUCAGUCUUUUGGCAUUGGCACGGGCCAAGAGACACGCAAUUAACAUUCGGGCGCACGCUGUGCGAGCGAGCGAGACAGCGAUCGAACGCUUACUCAUGCGAGAGACUUUCUAUGAAUAUAUGUACAUAUUUCCUCGGCGAUUCGAUGUGGAUGUGAAUUGUUAUUAUACUUUUUGUUAUUAGUUCAGCACUCGACAUCAGCCGUCACCCGUAAACGAUGUCCGAAGAUGCCAAGAGUCCAGGACCACGGACGCGGAACAUCAUCGAGAACCAGCUGUUCCGCCGGCAGCGCAGCCUCAAAUUGGAGGCACUGCAGCGCCAGCGGACCUUGGAUUCCGGCGACGGGGCAGAGGGAUUGGGCCCGGAUCCGGAACCCUUCGACAAGACCCACAUCGUCAUCAUCUUCACGGAGAAGGCCAAGCUGAGACACUGCCAGGAUGUGGAGAAGAUCAUCCAGGAGUUUGGCAUCCAAACUACGCUGGAAAUCGUGGGAAAAACCGAAAAGUACCUAUACCUGUCGGCCAGCGUGGAUACCUUGCUGCGAUUGGCCGAUGCCGCCGAGCUGGAGAAGAUGACGACCACGAACAGCAUGCAAAAGUUCAACAACGGCUGCAUCUCGGACUUCCUUUUGCCCGGCAUGGGCAAGGAUCAGAUCCUGCGCUACUGCGAGAUACCUGUGCUCAUCAAGGAUGUGAUCCAGGACGGCAUUAAGUCGUAUGUGCAAAAGGGCUACAUUGAGGAUAUGUUUCCCCUGCACGAUAUCCUUUACCUAGAUCGCUUCAAUUGGAACCUGAAACGCACCAAGCUGCCCAUCGAGGACAUCCGCAACUACUUCGGUUCCAGCAUAGGCCUCUAUUUCGGCUUCAUCGAGUUCUACACAAAGGCUUUAAUUUUUCCCGCUGUUUUUGGCAUACUUCAAUGCGUGUUCGACCUGAAUAUAUCGCUGGUUUGCAGCUUCUAUGUAGUCUGGACCACGAUUUUCCUGGAGCUGUGGAAGCGCAAGUGCGCCGGCUACUCGUACCGCUGGGGCACCAUCGAGAUGAGCAGCCUGGACAAGCCGCGUUCGGCGUACACGGGGCAAAUGAAGCCGGAUCCCAUUACGGGCAAGAUGACGCUCCACUACCCGAUGCGCUACACGUACCUGCAGAUGUACUGCAUCUCGUAUCCCGUGGUUCUCGGUUGCGUGGUGGCCGCUGGCUGGUUUGCCCUCUACCAGUUCCAAAUCGAGGCCGAGGUGCUGGCGGACUUUGGGCCCGAAUCGUGGCUACUGUACGUGCCGGUCAUUGUGCAGUCGGUGCUGAUUGCGAUCUUCUCGUGGGCCUACGAGAAGCUGGCCACAUUCCUAACCAAUCUGGAAAACCAUCGAACGCGUUCGCAAUACGAUCGUCAUCGGGUCAACAAGCUGAUGCUCUUCGAGAUCGUCAAUAACUUCUUCUCGCAGUUCUACAUUGCCUUUGUGCUGCACGAUUUGCGGCAGCUGAAGUACCAGCUGAUGAUGCAGCUGCUGGUCUUCCAGUUGCUCUGCAUCGCCCAGGAGAUUGGCAUACCGCUGCUGGCGGUGCUGCGCCAGAAAUACGCCGAGUUCCGUCAUCGCGAGGUGGCCGAGGAGAAGCUGCGUUCGAUAAGCGAUCUGCCACGCUACGAGCAAUCGUUCUACGAGUCGGGCCUAGAUGAAUACCAUUCCACGUACGAGGAUUACCUGCAGGUGUGCAUCCAGUUUGGAUUCGUCGUGCUCUUUGCCGCCGUCGCCCCCUUUGCGGCCAUUGGUGCGCUGCUGAACAACGUCUUUGCGGUGCACAUUGACAUGUGGAAGCUGUGCAACAUCUACAAGCGGCCAUUCGCCCGAAGGGCCAAGAAUAUCGGCGCCUGGCAGCUGGCCUUUGAGCUGCUCUCGGUGAUGGCGCUGCUCAGCAACUGCGGACUGCUCUUCCUUCAGCCGAAUGUCAAGGACUUCUUUUCCCACUGGCUGCCCUCGGUCCCUGAUCUUUCGUUCGUGAUCUUUGAGCACCUGCUGCUGGGCCUGAAGUUCCUCAUCCACAAGGUCAUUCACGAACGACCGCGCUGGGUGCGCAUCGGACUGCUAAAGGCGGACUACGAAACUAGCCAGGCACUCAAGCAACUCAAGUGGGUCUCACCAAUCAUCAGCUCGGCUGGAAAGAGAAAUGCAACUCAUGCCCAAACUCAACCUCAAUUUAUUUGCAGGAAAUUCAAGGCGGAGGCCAACAAGAUGGCCUGAUACGAUGGCCCAGAUCUCCCACUCCUUUUGGUGCUAAUCAAACCAGUCCAUUUUAAAGGUUAUUAUUUAUAUAAAAAAAAACAUACAUACUAAGCGCUUUUACUGUGAAUGUUUGAGACCAUCGGAAGAAGAUGAAGAAGAAGGUGCCUUAAACCUAAAACUCAUAUAAAUAUGUCCACAAAUUACUUGA
Messenger RNA from Drosophila takahashii, 2691 nucleotides. The record is from RefSeq and is a predicted model, not a curated record. Lineage: Eukaryota; Metazoa; Arthropoda; Insecta; Diptera; Drosophilidae.